Didymodactylos carnosus is the source of this 1225-nucleotide messenger RNA. NCBI's taxonomy places the organism in Eukaryota, Metazoa, Rotifera, Eurotatoria, Philodinida, Philodinidae. The record is from the annotation of a GenBank genome assembly.
AUGAAAGAAUCACAUCACCGGCGUGUAUUACGUAGACCAGUAAACGAACGUAAAAUGAAAAUAAUUGAUAAUCCAUUGCAUGCGGAUUAUCAGCGAGCCAACUUAUUUGUUACCACAUAUGGUGAUGAACGUCAUUGUUUAAAACAACCAGAUACAUCAUCAGCUAAAAGUACGCGUGAACAGAUACCAGUAAGCGAUGAUUAUCAAGCACCAUUAAGUGCUGUUUCAUUAAAACAUGACUCAAAAUGGUUAAUUGUCAGACGUAAUUUACAUCGUAUAAGAUCAAUGGGUGACGAAAAACAAACACCAAAUAUGUAUUUGAGUUUUCAAAUGAUUCGAGAGUUAAAGCGUGCACAAGUUGGUAUUAAAAAUAUUGAUGAUGAUAAUAAAAGUCAAAUGAAAACGUUUUCGUUAGCUGUUAGUAAACAAAAAAUCAAAACAUAUGAUACAUCACAUGUUACAUCAGAUGAUGCACUAUUUUAUGAUCGCUUAGGUGAAGAACCGUUAGUAAUACAAAAUUUAUUACUUUACUUUAGUAAACAAUGGGUUAUACAUCAAUCUACAUCAUCGAUUUUAGACAAUUUCGAACUCCUCACCUUCAUCUCACUAAUGGGGACAUACAGUAAGAAAAACGAGAGUGAAAAUUUUACUCUUAUAUCUUAUAUUCAUCAGGAGUUAAUAAACUUCACUAUCAAGGCUUUUUUCUCAAAACUUUAAUUAUAGGCCUUUCUAAAUACUAGAGAUAACUUUUGAGUUUUGUAGUUUUUAAUGAACAUAAACAGUAUAGUUGGAAUGAGCGCAUCGGUGUAUCGACCGUAUGUGUACAGCACUAAUUUCCUACAACAAAAAUUUUCGCUUAACACGUUGCAUCCAUGGCCCAUCCCGCUUACCCACUCUUUUCUCUUUUGUGAAAUACCUUUCUCUUUUGAUCUAAAUAUUCCAACUAUGAUGAGACUGAACAGCGACUGAACUAAAAAUAAUCGCUUUUAGAAAGGUAAAUUAAAUGGUCAAUUGAUGCACCAAAAUUGUCCAAUGCUCUCCCUUGUUAUCAUCAUUUUCAGACCCCGUCGCCCUUUUCAAUUUGUGAGACGGUGAGCUUAGGGAUCAUCUGUCUAUUUGUACAUUUUUUUAGAACCUGGAAUGUCCUCUAAUAAUAGGCUGAACAUGAAAGAAAGAGUCGAGUUUAAACUGUUAUCAAGCUGAAUUUUAGUUGGUUCGGUUCAGU